Urocitellus parryii (Arctic ground squirrel) is the source of this 3016-nucleotide messenger RNA. RefSeq names its product lines homolog 1 (gene Lins1). Lineage: Eukaryota; Metazoa; Chordata; Mammalia; Rodentia; Sciuridae. The record is from RefSeq and is a predicted model, not a curated record.
GAACAGGCGUGAACUUGAAUGGCGUUGAGAAGGCCGAGAGGCCUGAGGCAGCUCCCGGACAGGUAACCCCAAGCGGUCGUUGAACUGAGCGACUGGAGAGACGUGUGUACAGCAGAGUGAGGGUCUGGUACCGGAGCUGGGGAGGCAGCAGUCUCCACAAAGUGAGGAGGGAAAGGCCCUGACCCUCCGCCUCUCCUCAGCGCUUCCAGUGCUCAAUCUUUGGUGCAUCUGUCGGUCUCAGAGACCCGGUGAGCUACCAAGCUGGAGAUGCCUCCCGGAGGCUGCAAGAUAGCAUUGUCUUUGGAACCGCGAUGCUGGCUCAAGGGCUUUCCUGAAAGGAUAACGAUCCUCUCUCUGGUCCACGGUUUCCUGUGAGUGAAGGCUUUACUGAAGAAGCAUUAUAGAGAUUCAUCACAUUUCUAAGAUAUCAGUAUUUACAAAUUGGAGUUAUCAGCCAUCUUAAAGAUUGAUGUUGGAUAUCAAAAUGAAAACCUUCUGUGAAGUUUUAGAACAGUUAUACAAAAAAGUACUUUCUGGAACCAUACUUGAAGAUGACAGCCAUGAUUAUGUCUUUUACCUCAACCCAGCACUUUCAAACCAAGAUUGCUCAGCAGCCAGUUCCUUAGAAUGGCUGAACACCGAUGCUGUGCCGGGCCAGCAUCAGCUGCCCUCCAUCAGGGUGUCUACCAUUCCUGAAGCACCUGUUUGUGUGAAGAGACACUCUCAGAUGAGCGAUGCCCAAGAGAUGAUGCUCCUUCAGUUAACUGUGAUCAAAGUGAUGGUAACCAGGAUAUUGUCUGUUGAAACUGAGAUCCAUGCAAAAGAGAAAUACAGAGAUGUAAUUAAAAUUCUUUUGCAAUCAAAUGAAAUUGAUUCUAAAUUGAUCUGCAUGUUCCAAAAUUCAGACAAAUUGUUGUCUCACAUGGCCGCAAAGUGCCUUGCGUUGCUUCUGUAUUUCCAGUUGAGAGAAAAGAUAAUGUUAAGUAAUUCAUGGAUUGCUUUUUGCCAAAAAAAUCUUUCUGGAUAUUCUGAGAGUGAUGAAGCAAUACAUUGUCUCUGGACUCUUACAGCGGUAAUGAAAGAAAUCUUUAAAGAUACGUGUUCAGAAAAAGCAGAAAUUUUAAAGCAGUUCCUGACUCCUUUUGAUACUACUCUUGAAGUGUUCUAUGAUUCCUUAUUCGUUCAGCAUUUUAAAAACUGUCAGAAACUUUCUAGAAUAAUAAACAGCUUGGUAUGUUUCCUGGAAUUGCUCGAACUUCUCAUAGCCUCCAGAAUCUACCUGAAGUUACAUUGCAAGAGCCAAAGGAUUUUAUUUUUGAAACCUUCUUGUGUGCUAGAUGUUCUUACCUGGCCUAUUCAGGCUUUUGUCAAAAGAAAGUUGAUCAUUUUCAUCAAAAAGUGCCUUCUCUAUAAAGUGGGCGAAGACCUCUGUCGUGGCUCUGUUCCUGCCAUGAUAUCGCCAGAUCAUCACUUAGACACAGACAUGUUGGCUUUAGCUAAUGCUGUUUUGCAAGCUGUGCAUCUUGGGUUGUUGAAGACAUUGUCUGUUCAUAGAAAACCUUCCUGCUUUGGAGGUGAUGAAGUUCAGCCUGGAUGUGCAUAUCUCUGUGGUCCAGAUCAUGUGAUCCUUAGAGCAGCAAGUUUAAUUACAAUGAAAUCCUUAGAAAUCAAAUUUCAAAGUGAUACCUCAACAAAUGAAAUGAAAGUUGAUUUACACAGGUUCAUGUCUGAGUUACUGACCUUCUUAAAGCCUCACCUUCAGCCCUCACUGCAACUACAUAAUCCAUGUGAAUGGCUGUCCAGGGUAUUCAUAGAACAAGACGAUGACAUGCUGGAGGCUGCCAAGGCAUCAAUGGGCAUUUACCUAAAGUUGACCAGAGAAUGUGAGGCUACGAAAAGGUUGACCCAAGAAAAGGAAAUGUGGAUCCGUCACACCCAUGAAAAUGGUUAUAAUCCUCACUGUAUUUUCUUAUUCUUCCUAAAAAAUAUAGGAUUUGAUUCUACAGUUCUUCUUGACUUUUUGAUUUCAUCAGAAACCUGUUUUCUUGAAUAUUUUGUUAGGUAUUUAAAAUUACUGCAAAAAGACUGGGAUAAUUUUUUCACUAUCUGUGAGUUCUUUGAUGCAUCUGAAUCUCAAUAUGGCAUAAAUAUUUGUGGUUGUGUCUCCUCACUAGUCCAAGACAGAAGCACCAACUCCAUACUGCCUCAUCAUUUGACUGCUCCUAAUAGUCACAAAAAGGGACACGCUUGGGUCACCAGGGCUUCUGGUGAUUCUUCUGAACCACUGAACCAGGUUGUGAUAUCCAAGGAAACCCAUACCAUGGGGGAUCAUAGUCUGUCUUCCCCCCAGGCGUCUCACAGUCUGGUAGAUUAUGAAGACUCUGAUGAUUCUGAAGCAGAAUCCACAGACCAGUGUUUAGUAAAAAGUGAACAAACAUCUUUACACCAAGAAGCAAUUAAGAAAAUUCAGGACCCAGCUGCGUUAAGCAGGGAUAAAAAGGAAUUUAACCAUGAGCCUCAAUCAUGGCCUCUGAUUGCAAAGGAAUCUACUACUUCCUUCAUUGAUUGUGAAGCAGCCCCAAAUAACACUGUCUCCGAAGCAAGAAUAUUUUAUAGAAUAAUAAAAUGCUUCAAAGAGCUACAAGAUGCCAUUUGCCGUUUGCAAAAGAGAAAUCUCUUCCCAUAUAAUCCAGCUGCACUUUUGAAGUUGCUAAAAGGUACAGAGGCACUCUGUAGUAAAAGUGUGAGCCCUUUGUGAAACAGUAGCAUUUGACUUCAUUAAUUGGUUUUCCUCAAUAUAAAUUGUGUCUCCAUGAUAUAACAGUUAAAAACAAAACAAAACUCCACCAAAGCGUUUUCUAAAUGAAGUCUUUCUUUUUGCCUAUUGGAAGCAGCCUAGUGCCUGAAAAGAUGCAUCAAAUGCCAUAUCACUUGAUAUAAUUGUAUGCCUCUUGAAAUUGAUGGCGAUUCAAGCACAUACAAUUUGGGACAGUUAAUUGUAUUAGUUUCCUAGGGC